Messenger RNA from Dioszegia hungarica, 318 nucleotides. Its product is annotated as putative mitochondrion protein. The record is from RefSeq and is a predicted model, not a curated record. Gene Ontology annotation, biological process: iron-sulfur cluster assembly. Gene Ontology annotation, cellular component: L-cysteine desulfurase complex; mitochondrion. The transcript has a single exon. The annotation marks the transcript as partial. Lineage: Eukaryota; Fungi; Basidiomycota; Tremellomycetes; Tremellales; Bulleribasidiaceae.
GCGCUGUACAAAGCCACCCACGCCUCCGCCUCCCGAUUCGCCUCCUACAACUUCCACAACUACUUUGUUCGGCGGACAGACGAGACCUUCCGGCCCGUCAUCCAAUCCCUCGAAUCAGAUCCCAAAUCUAUGACGCCCGAGGCGGUGACGCGGUUCUUGGAGGAAAGGGGACAAGAGCUGGAGGUGUUGAAGCGCUCGGCGGAGGUGAAUAGGCUGUAUGAGGGGCCAAAGUUGGUGGUUGAGCAUGCGACGCCGAUAACGGGUGGAGGAGGGGCGGGGGCAGAAGCUGCGGCAGGCGGAGGGGGGCAGCCGAUAUAG